Molecule: messenger RNA, 1143 nt
Organism: Calypte anna (Anna's hummingbird)
Lineage: Eukaryota; Metazoa; Chordata; Aves; Apodiformes; Trochilidae
Exons: 3
Coding region: 1-726 (241 amino acids)
Source: RefSeq, a predicted model, not a curated record
AUGGAAAACAGUCAUAAGAUUAAUAAGAUGUAUAAUGACAAAGAGAAAUUCUCCUUGACACAGGAAGGGAGGAAUACUUGUGAUGAGCUGCAUCUGACACAGGAGGUUCACAGCUGCUUUUGCACAAGCCUCUCAGAGGAGGUUGGACAUGCGGCGUCACAAGAACGUUCUCAGCGGGUUUUAGGUAAGCAAAUUGGCCUCAGCUUACUGCCAGUUUCCGUCGUGCUAGGUGGAGCUACAAACCCAGUGCUUUGCCAAGAAACUUGUUUUUACUGGUGCGGUAGAGCUCGGUGCUUCAGAAGCGCUCUGGUUGGGGCGGUGUUUUGGCAGGAGCGGAGCCGGUGGCGCUGGGAGGUUUCCCGCCGGGAGGGGGCAGCUCGGCCGGGAUGGCAGCAGCCGCGCUUACGGCAGAGCUGCUCCUGCGCCGGGUCUGUGAAGGAAGGAUCGAUCCGUGCCACACAAGCCACCCCCGGAACUCCAAAAGAUCCCAGUUGGAAACACAAGCCAAAGAAAGACAGGAGAAAAACUGAAAACCACAUGGAAAUUUUGCCAGGCUCUCCAUUGCCAUGGGACUGCACAUCUCCAGCAAGCUGCGAGGGAGAAAGCCUGGAGAACUGUCACGACCCACAAGGUGUCUGGGACAUCUCACACUCUGUCACAUCCCACAAAGUGAGCACAGCUCCCCAGAUGUGGGGGCCAAGCGUCCCACAGAGCAGGAACAGGUAGAGUUCCCCAGAGUGGGGGUCGACCCAUGGAGUUUCAGACUGGACCCCAUUGCUUGCUCAUUUCCAGAGAGGAGCCUCAGUGCAGCUGGGCCCAAUCCUCCUCCUCUAAUUUAUCUCUUUCAACAACCCAAGUGGGAAGAUUGAGUUUAGGAGUUGUCUGCACAGUGCUCUAGGCAUAAGAUUAUUACCCAGGAGGUUUGUAUAAGAACACACCUUUACUUAAAAGUGAGUAAGAUUAUAAAGCAAGUCAGAUUGCAACUUGCAAUCUAGAAAUGAUGGUACUUUCAAAGCAAUGGAUUGCAAUUUUGCAAAACUUAAGGAACUUGUCAAAGCAACAGGUUACAGCUAACAGAACUUAAGAAAGCAAUGGAUAGUAAAGCAUAACAAAGUUAGAAAUUAUGUUACCCUCAUGUGCCAA